AUGGAUGAGGUUGAGGAGACAAAGCUUCUGUUAAGAAUGGUUCCAAUCGCAGUUACCUUUCUUUUGUAUGGGGAGAUCAAAUCCAACAGUAAUACCUUUUUCAUUGCGCAAGGAAAUGCAAUGGACAGGUGGCUCAAUAAUGCUGCAAUAAAUGUGCCAUGCAAUUUCUGCUACUUUCUCGAUGGGUGGAUUAAUUGCACAGUGGAUGAGGUUGAGGAGACAAAGCUUCUGUUAAGAAUAGUUCCAAUCUCAACUACCUUUCUUUGGUGGCUCAAUAAUGCUGCAAUAAAUGUGCCACGCAAUUUCUGCUACUUUCCCGAUGGAUGGAUUAAUUGCACAAUGGAUGAGGUUGAGGAGACAAAGCUUCUAUUAAGAAUGGUUCCAAUAUCAGCUACCUUUCCUUUGUAUGGGGUGAUCAAAUCCAAUAGUAAUACCUUUUUCAUUGCGCAAGGAAAUGCAAUGGACAGGUGGCUCAAUAAUGUUGCAAUAAAUGUGCCACGCAAUUUCUGCCACUUUCCCGAUGGAUGGAUUAAUUGCCCAGCGGAUGAGGUUCAGGAGACAAAGCUUCUGUUAAGAAUGGUUCCAAUCUCAGCUACCUUUCUUUUGUAUGGGUUUGUACUGAUGGGAAUCAUGGAUGGAUUAGCUCUUUAUGGUAUUGAGGAUUUUUUUGAGUAUCAGGUUCCAGAGUCAAUAAGGAAGAGGUUCUACAGUUACUGUGAUUUUCCAGAAGAGAAAGAUGACGACGAAGAAGAAGAUCCACUUAAAGAAAGUUCCAGAGUCAAUAAGGAAGAGUUGAGAGCUGAAGAUGGAAGUUGGACUGCAAACACUGUGAAUCAGAGCCAUUUGGAUCUUUUUUAUGCUGCAUUUGUGGUCGUGAGCAUAGCCAAUCUGUUAAUCUUUGCAUAUGUUGCUGGGUUCUACAGUUACCGUGAUUUUCCAGAAGCAGAAGAUGACGACGAAGAAAAAGAUCCACAUGAAUAA
This is a messenger RNA of Camellia sinensis, 981 nucleotides long. Lineage: Eukaryota; Viridiplantae; Streptophyta; Magnoliopsida; Ericales; Theaceae. The record is from RefSeq and is a predicted model, not a curated record.